Aspergillus ruber CBS 135680 is the source of this 1709-nucleotide messenger RNA. RefSeq names its product proteasome regulatory particle lid subunit RPN9. The record is from RefSeq and is a predicted model, not a curated record. Lineage: Eukaryota; Fungi; Ascomycota; Eurotiomycetes; Eurotiales; Aspergillaceae. The transcript has 3 exons. The coding region runs from base 167 to 1312 and encodes 381 amino acids. Gene Ontology annotation, cellular component: proteasome regulatory particle, lid subcomplex; nucleus; cytosol. Gene Ontology annotation, molecular function: structural molecule activity. Gene Ontology annotation, biological process: ubiquitin-dependent protein catabolic process.
CUCUCAACACACCACGGCCGUUUUUUACCUCCAUCAGAAACAGUCUUGAUUUCUGUAUACCCCGGACUGAUUCUAUUCCGCCGUUUAUUAUCAUAGCUUCCUUCCCCUUGUAUUCGUCGAUUCGUCUCAGCCCGCAGCUCACCUCUUAGCCCUGCCACUCUCCACCAUGGAGAACCAAAAGAUCUCCGAUUUCCUGACCGAACAGCUUUCACAAGCUCCGGAGCAAUCCCAACCAUUUUUCCUCAGCUUUGAAGACUACUGGGAGCGAAAGUUAUGGCACCAACUCACCGAUACCCUGAUCGACUUCUUCCGCACACCAGAGAGUGCUCCGCAGCGGUUAGCGAUCUUCAAGACGUUUGUCCUCAGCUUUGCGGACCGGAUUAACCAGCUCAAAUUUGUGUCGCUGGGGUUGAUGGCAUCAACAGGAUGUGCAGAUGACCAAGAGCGACUGUCUUUCCUUACAUCAUUGGCCGAUAAAGUCAACAAGCCCGAAUCACAAGAUGCCUACGCCUAUGCCCUUGCGGACGUUGCCAACGUUAAGCAGCGGCUACAGGACUUUGAUGGUGCGAAGAAAGACCUGGAGAUGUGCCAGCGGAUCUUGGACUCGUUCGACGCGGUUGAGACUGUUGUGCAUGCUUCUUUCUAUAAAGUGAACGCAGACUACUACCAUGCCAAACAAGAAUUCGCCUCCUUCUACAAGAACGCCCUCCUCUACCUCGCCUGCGUAAACCUUGAGGACCUGUCCGCGUCCGAGCGGGCGACCCGCGCAUAUAACCUUAGUAUCGCCGCUUUAGUGUCCGACUCGAUCUACAACUUUGGUGAAUUGUUGAUGCACCCGAUCCUCGAGUCGCUCAUGGAGGCGCAACACACCUGGCUGCGUGACCUCUUGUUCACCUUCAACCGUGGCGACCUGGCCGCAUACGAUGUGCUGGCCGGCAACAUCGCCAAGGACCCCCUCCUGGCACAACACCGCAUCUUCCUCUACCAAAAGAUCUCCCUCGCCGCUCUCACAGAGAUGGUCUUUCGCCGUCCCCCGCACGACCGCAACCUGACCUUUGAAUCGAUCUCUGUCGAGACGAAGGUGAAGCCGGAGGAGAUUGAACAUCUGAUUAUGAAGGCUUUGUCGUUGGGUCUCCUUAAGGGAUCGAUCGACCAGGUCGCCCAGGUUGCUCAGAUCAACUGGGUGCAGCCCAAAGUGUUGGAUCUGAAGCAGAUUGAAGGCAUGCGGAACAGGCUUAAGGACUGGGAUGCCGGUGUCAACCAGCUGGGCCACUGGAUCGAGGGUGUUGGCAAGGAUGUGUGGGCUGCAUAGAUAUGUUCUAUCUGGAUGGAGACGGUACUGCUUGCAUUUACGUACAAUCCUGUAUUAGAUUUCCUGAAUAUGAUAGGAAAAGCAUGAUGGUAAUUGAUGAUGGUUGCAAUGUCAAGAACUAUAAUAUCCCAUACCGCUCCGUACAUAAAACCCAUAUUAAUCUAUACAUCCUUCACAACAAAACAUAUAACACCACAUCCAGCCAAGCUAAAACACUGAAGAUCCCAACAAUGCACACCCAAUAACCCAAGCCGGCCACCAGACACACCAAACAACAACUUGCGUCCACACCCCCCAAACAUCCCACCCAAACGCCGCCAGUGUAAGCACACUCUCCACACUAACCCCAGCCCACCAACACCCACCCACAAGCACAACCGGCGGCGAAAGGACAUUC